This is a messenger RNA of Aspergillus campestris IBT 28561, 2052 nucleotides long. Its product is annotated as putative CECR1 family adenosine deaminase. Gene Ontology annotation, biological process: adenosine catabolic process; inosine biosynthetic process. The coding region runs from base 187 to 1863 and encodes 558 amino acids. The record is from RefSeq and is a predicted model, not a curated record. Lineage: Eukaryota; Fungi; Ascomycota; Eurotiomycetes; Eurotiales; Aspergillaceae. The transcript has 2 exons. Gene Ontology annotation, molecular function: adenosine deaminase activity.
CCAAAGAGCAUGUUCUAUGCUUAAACGGUGUUGGUGUACACCGUGCAGACCCAGAAUGCCACUGCUAUGUGGGGCAGUUCCGGUAGUUGAAUCGGUUUGGGCCGCCCGCCCCACCUAGACUCACCACCACCCGCCCAGCUUAAUCGUGAUCCAUGCUUGAUUUGCGCGCGAAAGUGCCGGUCUGAAAUGGAACAGAAAGACAUUGAAUGGGAGCUGGAAGAAGGGAUUCCUCAGCUCGAGGACCCUUUUAUCCAGCAAUAUCUGAAGGGUCGAGACUCGUUGAUCUCGGAGGAACAGAAACAGCGUCACGAUGCCAAUUUCCGUAAGGCCCUGACGCCCAUGGCUGCCCGGGCUUGCGAAGUUGUGGCCCGGAUCCGCGAUCAAGAGUAUAGGCAGAUGUUGGCAAAGCACAGGGAUGGAUUAGACGAUUUGUCCAAUCCAGCGGAAACCUCUCGGCUCUGGAAGGUUGUGCAGAGAUUACCCAAAGGCUCUCUAUUGCAUAUAUAUUUGCAUGCAGCGGUUGAUAUCGAGUUUAUCAUCAACGAGGCACUGGCCACGCCGGGACUCCACAUUUGUGCCUCCCGGCCAUUCGCUCAGGAGGAAGACUACAAAAACGUCCCUUUCCACUUCCGCUACGCGACUAAACGUGCUAGUGGGUCAGGGGCUCGACCAAAUAUAUGGACGCGAGCAUACAAUCCCGGCGAUCUGGUCCCUGUCUCAGAAGCGGCAACUUUGUUUCCUGAUGGCGGAGAAACCGGGUUUCGUCGUUGGAUUCAACAGCGGUGCAUCAGCACGCAACAUGAAUCGGGUCAGUCAACAGUAACUGACAAAAUUACGACGCUUUCAGAAGAGUCCCUUCCCAUUCUCAGCUCCCUUCUCAGCUACGAGCCGAUUCUGCGCUCGUGUCUGCGUCGCAUUUUCAAGCAGCUUGCAGCCGAUAACAUCCGAUACGCGGAAUUUCGAAACGUGUUUAGCGCACCGUUCACACUCGAAGGAGGGAACACCCCCGAAGACGGAUACACAGCAUGGUGCCGAGUUUUCCAAGAAGAAGUCGAGCAGUUCAAAGGCACAGACGAAGGACAGAGCUUUCACGGUGCGCGGGUCAUAUGGGCAACGCUACGAUCCCUGCCCACGAAGCAACUCGUACAAAACAUGCAAGAGUGUGUUUUGGCAAAGCUGGACGUGCCGGGCGUCAUCUGUGGGUACGAUAUCGCCGGACCUGAGGACGGAGGCAAGGCCCUUGUGGAGCUCGUUCCACUGCUGUUUUAUUUCCGCAAGCUAUGUGCCGAAGAGGGUGUUGUCAUCCCGUUCCUGUUUCAUGCUGGGGGAUGCUUUGGAGAUGACGACACCGUGGACCGCAACCUAUUCGAUGCUAUAUUGCUGGGCACGCGCAGGAUAGGCCAGGGGUCCUCGCUUCAUCGACACCCACUGCUCGUCGACCUCGUCAAGGAGAAGAAGAUUCUUAUCGAAAGCUGUCUACACUCCCACGGGACACUCGAUGUUGAAGACGCGAUCCAGUCUCGUUCACUCCUAACCCUCUUAUCGCGCGGCGUCCCCGUGGCAUUGUGCAGCGAUACUCCGGGUGCAUACGGGCAAAACGCCAAUACGUUGACACCGGAGUACUGGACCGCCCUCCAGGGGCUCGAGGGUCUCGGAUUGACGGGGAUUGCGAUGAUGAUGGAAAACUCUAUCCGGUGGAGCUGCUACGAAGACCAAACACCCUCGGAGUGGCUCUCUGGAAUUCGCGAAGGGGUUACUGGGAACGGAGUAAAGGCGUCUCGAUUACGCGAGUGGUACGAAGAGUUUGAAAAGUUCUGCGAAUGGAUCUUGGAGGAGUUUCCAGAGCUCGAUCUUGACGACUGAUUCUCUAUCAAUCAAUUGCUGUCCUGUUGUUGAACAUCCCUGUUGGGCCCAUCCAUGCAUGCGUAGUGUUUACGGGGAUAUGCUGAGUAAUAAUGCAUACAACUGCAUGAGGCUUUCCUGUCUAGUAACUAUCAAGUGAUACCUACCGAUCGGAAUUCGAUAGUAGUGAUAUUAGCAAGCGAGAGAUAC